This is a messenger RNA of Monosiga brevicollis MX1, 4114 nucleotides long. RefSeq lists its product as uncharacterized. The transcript is spliced from 14 exons. The record is from RefSeq and is a predicted model, not a curated record. Gene Ontology annotation, biological process: protein phosphorylation. NCBI's taxonomy places the organism in Eukaryota, Choanoflagellata, Craspedida, Salpingoecidae. Gene Ontology annotation, molecular function: protein tyrosine kinase activity. The coding region runs from base 1 to 3756 and encodes 1251 amino acids.
AUGGGAUAUGUGCGUAAAGGACGCUUUUUUGUUGGAAAAACACUUUACUCCUCUCUCUCUCUUGAAAAUCUCUUGGCUCUCUUGAACCGUCUCGUCCCUUCUCUCUAUCUCUGUAUCCGUCUCUCUCUGCCAGUAUUAAGUAUCUGUCUGUGUGUGUGUCUCUCCCUCUCAAUCUCUCUGUUCACUUCUCUCUUCUCUCUGUCUCUCUGUCUGUCUCUCUCUCUGUCUCUGUCUCUCUUCCCCCACACCUUCUCUCUCUCUCUCUUUUUUCUCUCUCUCUCUCUUUUUUCUCUCUCUCUCUCUCUUCUGUGCUGUGCCGGACACCUUUGCCUCUGCCUGCUCCAUCACAGCAACAGUCUUAGCUCACCCAGCGUGUGUCAAGGUACGUCGCCCCACCGUUCAACGCAAACUCCCUCUCUCUCUCUCUUCUCUCUCUCUCUCUCUCUCUCUCUCUCUCUCUCUCUCUCUCUCUCUCUCUCUCUCUCUCUCUCUCUCUCUCUCACUGCCGCCCCGCUGCUCUACGUCGCUACCCUCCCCAACCAAAGGCUUGCCACCACGGUUGCCGACUGCGCCAGUCCCCUCGCUGCUAUUGGUUGGACCCUCCACCAAACCCCACAAGUCUCCAGCUAUGACCUCUGUUUGAUUUCCUCCCUUGUCAGCGACCCCGACCUGCCCAUCUGCAACCAUACCCUCUACGUGGACCAAAGCUUCGAUGCCUACACCCAGACCCCAGUCAUCCUUCAGCGUCUCGCCCUCUACAAUGCCGUCCUCAUACUUUGCAGCCCCACCUCGACUCAAAAUGAACUCAUCUCUAAUUUCAUGGAGUUUCAAGCCAACGUCACCUACGAACUCCUCGACAUCCAAGAGUGUCCCAGCCCCAGCCCCGCUCUUGAACUGGCUGUUAAAGCACCCGCCGUCAUCAUCUUGGACAUCAACCUCAAUGUCCAGCAAGCUGUCAAUGCGCUUCUCGCCCUACGCUCGCGCAACUGGCUUCAAGAACCUGUACCCGUUCUCUUUGCGGGACGUUUUUACGCCGAAUAUGAGGACAUUAUCCUUUUUCUUGGCGGAAUCGAUGUCAAUCUAGCUGAGCAAGUGGCCAAUCAUGCUAUGCUUCUUGUGCCGCCAUUCCAAGGGCUGGAGAACCUCUGCGUGCCGGGCAGUGCUUUGGAUGAUAUCCUGCGACCAACAGCAAAUGACAUUGACCUGCUCGACCCUGCCAUUGACGAGAUUGUCAUCUCCCGCCAUCGCUUCACACUCACGCCACCACCCGCAAAUUUUGAUUUUGAAUUACGACGGCCUGAGCUUGUAUUCCCUGCUAUGCGCCGCGUUAACAAUACGUGGACCUGUUUCGACGGCGUUACCGGCCUCUUGACGCCCAUACCCAAGCUUCUUCUCGGCGGCUUUCCCGCUGGCAGCUACCCCAUCUCGCGAAGCGUCGCUCGCAUUACUAUUGAAAGUGUCAUACCCAUCAUGGAACCUGACUUGGCUUUGCGACACGAACUUCAACUGGAAAGUUUGGCUGCCUCGGCCAACGCCAGCAAUGGCCUUGUCUCGCUGAUACCCACCCUCGUUGAUUGCACUGACCUGGAUCAAAGUGGCGCCCCCCCAAACGUGCUCCUGCUGCACGCCCAUGCGUGCCCCGACUACGAUGGCUGCGAUGUGCCAUACCUCAUCUUUGACGACUUUACCGACACAGACAUGACCUGCGGCAUCCAAACCCGCUCGCUUGACGCUUGGUUCUCCGUGGUAGCUCAUGCACUCGCCUCAGCCGGCCUGGAUACCAUCUUGCUCCUUGUGGUUGACUAUCUACCCACCAUCAACAUCAGCCAUCUCCUGGAGGUGGCAAAUCUGGUUGUCGAUGAUGUCUUGAGUCUGAGCUACAGCAUUCAAGCACCCGAAGAAGUCGAGGUCGCUUAUCGAAUCGAUGAGUGGAUUGAUGCCCAUGCGUUCCGGCCUGUCGUCGUGUUGCUUGAGAACCUUGAGCUCGCGGACAUGCUCGAGGAUGUCAAAGGGCUUCUUCAGGCUCCAGCCCUCAUCUUCAUUGGACCAUAUGGCCCCAUCAACAGCUUGGAGCCGAGUCAUUGGCCGUGUGCCUUUCAAGUCGGUAAUGUCGGCCUGUUCAACAGCUCGGCAACACCCCUCAGCAUCCCCUAUGACUCACGGAUGACAUUUGAGCUCGUUGACCAAAUUGUCAACGAUGCUGCACGCACCUUUGGAUUUGGUAGCGAUGAUGCCCGAACCCGUGCUGCCUUGACCGCCGCCACAGCUGCUUAUGUUCUUGAACACACCCACGACCCUGUGGAUGAUGACCAGAGCAACAACGGCAACGAACCCAGCACACAUCGCCACAUCGUCACUGAGCAAAUAUAUCUCGUUCGAGUUAUAGAAAGCACUUUGAUUCCGAUCAUGGCCAUUGACGUGGAUACGCACCGCGCCGCCUUUCCAGACAUCACCGAUCAAGUGGCCUGCCUUGCCGCCACCGCUGCUCCCACUACUACCACCACCACCAGUCCGACAACAAUUGAUUCAACCCCCACGGCGCAAGCCAGUCGCGGGCGGCGUAAUCUUGACUUGCGGGCCUCGGGCAUUAUCAGUCUACAUGAGCUCUUUGGCCAUGGUAUUGAGAUGGUGGAAGAUCCCAAGCAGCCUGGGGUCACGUUUCUUCGCCUUCUAUUGAACAAGACAGUGUAUGAUGAAAGCCUGACCGCGGUGCUGUGCAGCAAGCUGGAUGAGACCUUGUCGGCAUCUGGACCUGAGCGCCUUCGAGCGGCCAGUGCAGUUACUGGAUUGCUGCGCCAACUCUUUCAAUCCGGCUUUGCACUUCCCUGGAUCACGAGCCAGAUGUUAACGCGCAGAAAGGCGAUAACAAACGUGAAAAAAACCACCAAGCCGAAGCGGGACCAAGAGCAUGGCCACAAGCUCGCCUCUACCUCAACAGCCAUCACGACCCUGCCUGACCCCACGGUACCGGACGCUCCAGAAUUGGAGACUGCAGUCACACGGCCUGGCACGCAAUUCCCACACCAUGUGCAGCCUGCUACAGCUGGGAAUUGGCAACUGUGCCCCUUUCAACUCCUGCUCAGCCGUGCCGAUCAGCGAGAUCAAAAGAUGCGACUGCAACAACUCAUGACCCUUCAGUCUAGUCGCUGGGCUGCACCCGAGGUCUUGACAAACUUUGAGGUGACUGAAAAGAGCAUGGUAUAUUCUGUGGGUGUGUUUGUGUGGGAGAUCAUGAGUCAUGGUGUCACGGUGACAGCCAUUGACCCGGCGCUAAGUACAAUGUUGCAGCUGUGCUGGCGGCAUCAACCUCAUGAGCGACCCACCCUCACGCAGCUGAAGACUGCUUUGGACUUGCUCGCCUCUGGGCAAGUCGAGGGCAAAACGGCGGAGGACGAUAGUUCAACUGACGCACGGCACGCUUCACCUACGCCCCAGACCCGUCUCGCUGAUGGGCCCAUUGCCAGUAGCGGUGGUGUGGCCAGCGGCAGUCAAGUAGGCAGCGGUGUAGCUGCUAGUGGGGCCGCGAGCAGCGGUGGCCAAGGCAGCGGUACUCGAGCCAAUGUGCCACCUAGCCUCAGCCCUGGCCAACCGCUUAUCAGUGGGAAUUCGGAUUCGGCUCGUCUGUUUGCCUCGCACUAUGUUUCGCGACCCGAUGAAACGCCGAGCGUCCAGCAACCUGGGCACUCGAACAACCCGCACACUACCGUGCAUCGCCUACGUCAGCUGAGCCACCCACUACACGAAACAUCCGUUUAACAGCAAUCUGUCAAGUCGCUUUUGACAGAGCCUCAACGCUUGUGCCGUAACUGUGCUUUUCGUUUGUUUGUUUGUUUGUGGUUUUUGAUGAUUUUUCAAAGGUUUUCUCCUUUUUUUCGGCGGGGUGGGGGAUGUGUUUCUUUUUGCUUCCUUCUCUUUGCUUUCCCAUGUUUUAAGACAAAGUCUUUAUUUGCUCCUUGUGUCAUGCGGCCGUCAGGCUCGCACAUGACUUGUAGGCCCUCAUUAAUCGGCUAGGUUAGAUCUUCCUCGACACGACGUUUUUCUCCUGCUCCCUGUUUUUCUUCUCAACAAUGUUUUCACCGCGCGUUGAAAAAUUUUAAUCGGAUAUGAAGAAACU